Olea europaea var. sylvestris is the source of this 1034-nucleotide messenger RNA. RefSeq names its product proline-rich protein 4-like. The coding region runs from base 1 to 816 and encodes 271 amino acids. The transcript is spliced from 2 exons. The record is from RefSeq and is a predicted model, not a curated record. NCBI's taxonomy places the organism in Eukaryota, Viridiplantae, Streptophyta, Magnoliopsida, Lamiales, Oleaceae.
AUGCAUAGCAAAUGUCUUGUGAGUUGUCCAUUACAGGGUUUUUCUUUCCUUAAGGUCUCAAAGGAGGUUCCAAUGUGGGUUCAUUCCCUAAUUUGUUCUUUGCUCUUUGCAUUUGUGGUGCAUUUUUGCUAUGCACAUGACAAGAAAAUCGAAGUUGCUGGAAUUGUAGAGUGUGCUGACUGCAAAGGGAGUAACAUCAAACCUAGUCAAGUAUUUUCAGGGCUUCAUGUAACAAUUGAUUGCAUGCUGAAGAAUGGAAAAGUAAAAAGAAGAGGGGAAGGAAAAGUCUGUGGAAAUGGAAAAUUCAAAGCUUUUCUUCCUGAGGGGAUUCUCCAUGAAGGAAAACUGAAGGGGAAAUGCUAUGCACAGCUUCAAAGUGGAUCUGCUGCAUGUCCAGCCUACAGUGGCAUAGAGGAUUCCAGGAUUCUAGUUUUCAAAUCAAAAACUGAAGGAAAAUACAUAUUGAAACCAAAGGGAAUUCUGAAAUUUUCCUCUGUGUUUUGCACUUUUGAUUUCCUCUGGCCAUUUUUCAAUCCAAUUUCUUACUGGCAAUGGAAGAAAAACUUAUUUUGGAAAUACUUUGGCCAACCAUGGUUUUUAGAUCCAUCACCACCAGUAAUCCCAACGCGACCUCCUCUAUCACCAGCUCCCCAGCCAUCUCCUGCACCAAGUCCAACCUACAGACCACCAUUAAAACCUCUUCUACCAUGGUUCCCAUAUCCUAAACCACCGGUCUUCAAGAAACUCUGUUCUCCAAAUUACUCCGACCACCGUAAGAAUGGAUGGUUCCAUCCGCUAAAUUGGUGUAAAAACUAGUGGGAUGCCUUCUGUUUCUUUCACUUGAAGGAUUAGAAGUUAAUAAUCUCCAGCUUUGCUUUCAAAAUUUCAGUGGAGAGAGAAAACAAAAAGAAGAGCAAUGAAUUCUUGUGUGCGAGAGAAUAUCAGUUUUAAUUGCCUAUCUGAAUUGGCAUGAAGUUGAUAUGUAUUGUUUUCUUGAAUUGAUAUCAUCAUCAUCAGUGAAUUUGGUCUUCUAA